Molecule: messenger RNA, 925 nt
Organism: Elephantulus edwardii (Cape elephant shrew)
Lineage: Eukaryota; Metazoa; Chordata; Mammalia; Macroscelidea; Macroscelididae
Product: putative upstream-binding factor 1-like protein 1-like
Exons: 2
Source: RefSeq, a predicted model, not a curated record
AUGGCUACGCGGAGUCUGUCUGGCUCUAGCCAGCUUCAGAGAAAACUAAGUAACUUCCCCAAAAAGCCUUUAACUGCUUAUUUCCGCUUCUACAAGGAGAACUACAGAGAGUACAUGCUAAAGAACCCCAAGCUGAGUAAGGCAGGGUUAACUAAGUUACUAGCCAAGCAAUACAGAGAGCUUCCAGAGGAGAUGAAAGAGAAAUAUGCCCAAGAUUUCGAGAAGGAAAAAGAAGAAUUUAAAAGACAAAUGGCUCAAUUCAAAAGAGACCAUCCUCAUCUAAUAUUCCAAAAGAAUUCUAAAAGACCCGUUGUCCAGAAGAGACACCAGGAGGAAGCCAGGAAGCAUUCUCCUGGAAAUUUAAAAAACAUGAAGUCCUCUAAAGAAACGUAUGGCUUUUCCAAAGAGACAAAUCUCCACAGAGAGCCCAAGAAGCCUCCCAUGAAUGGAUAUCACAAGUUUCAUGAAGAUAUUUGGUCAAGUAAGCAAUUACAACAUCUGAACCCAAAAGGUCGUAUGGUGGAGAUAAGCAGAAUGUGGCACCAAACCCCAAAGAGCCUGAAAGAUCAUUUUCAGGAACAGGCUGAGCAUAUGGUGAAACAAUAUAGGGUGGACCUGGAUCGCUGGCUCAACACCCUGUCCCCCACGGAAUAUACAGCAUACAGAAAGAGAACCUAUGGCAAGUGCCUCAAGAUGAGCAUGAAGGGAGGCCCCAGCCCCCAAAUUAGAUUACCUUCGCAGUCCCCACCAGGGAGGAGCUUGCAAGAAAGACCUGGAGAGAUGAAGUUAGAAGUUGCAGGAACAGAUUCAUCAGUGACUCAUCCAUUACAAUCCUUCUCAGUACCAGCAAAAAAGGAAGAUGUGGAAAAGCUAACAAGCAGUGACUCUUCAGAGUCCAACACUGAGAGCGAGAGCGAGAGUGAGA